CUACCUUAGUUCAAAUUAACAACUUUAAAUCCAAAUUGCUCUCUCUCUGACUUCAUCUUCCCAAGGUUUCCAAGGCUGUAAUGUUAAACUCAUUUCUUGAGUGAGUUUCAGGAUCAUGAUACAUCCCCUUGUCCCUUCCAGAGACUCACUUUUCCACAGUGUCUUGUCCAAAACUAAGGAAGGAAAGUUAUUGUAUUUUUACCUUUACUCCAAACUACUACAGUUGUAGCCUGAAUCUCCUCCUGAAUUCCAGGCCUGGGUGCUUUCUAGUCUGUUUGAGGUGGGAAGGAAGGGAAACAAUCUCAGAGAGAGUCAUAAUCACAAGAAGUCAAGGACAGAAUCCAUUAUCUGCUGCUCUAUCUCGUGAUCUCAUCAACUUGGAGGUUUCAAAAUAAGAUCCUGAGAAAGAAACAGACCUUCCCUAAGACCUAUACAGUUAGAGAAGUGAGAUGCCUUCAGUAGUGCCUCGCUGCAGGCUGGGAGGGGUGUUAGGAAACCUGGGAUGCCUUCACUUUAGAAGGGGCUUCCUCUUCCCUUGGCCUGGAGAAGAAAGCAGAGCCCAGCUCAGCUGGCUAACUUUUUGUAGUUAAUGUGCAACCCAGCCUCUCCUAGCUCCCUAGAAAUGAUUGGUCUGGGUACCCCAGCUGCAUGUGGUGCGAAUCAUCAAGUUAUCUGAUUUCAGCUUAAAAAAAAUCAUAUUAAAAAGCAUAAUUUCCACUGUCCUAUGUCUUUGUACUCUCCCCGUUGGUAGAGAGGAGGCUCUGAAUGGCGGAAGAGAAUCGAUCCUUGGCAGCAGAGUUCAUCCUUGAGGGCUUUAGUGAUCAUCCCAAGAUGAAGGCAGCCCUCUUUGUGGUGUUUCUGCUCAUCUACGUUAUCACCCUUCUGGGCAACGUGGGGAUAAUCGUCCUCAUCCAAGCUGACCCCAGGCUCCACACUUCCAUGUACUUCUUCCUCAGCAGCCUCUCGGUGGUCGACAUCUGCUUCUCCUCUGUGGUUGCCCCCAGGACUCUGAUGAACUUCCUAUCAGAGAAGAGGACCAUUUCCUUCACUGGCUGUACAGGCCAAACUUUCUUCUACAUUGUCUUUGUGACCACCGAGUGCUUCCUGCUGGCUGUCAUGGCUUACGACCGGUACGUUGCCAUCUGUAACCCAUUGCUCUACUCAACCAUUAUGACUCGCAGGCAGUGCGUGCAGUUCGUGGUAGGGUCCUACCUCGGGGGCAUCCUCAAUGCCAUUAUACAGAUGGCCUUCAUUGUGAGACUGCCCUUCUGUGGCUCCAACAUCAUAAACCACUUCUUCUGUGAUGUUCCUCCACUCCUGGCCCUGUCCUGUGCCAGCACCUACAUGAAUGAGAUGAUCCUCUUCUCCCUAGCCGGAAUCAUUGAACUCACCACCGUCACCACCAUCCUGGUCUCCUACAUCUUCAUCUCCUGUGCUAUCCUGAGGAUCCGUUCAGCUGCAGGCAGGCAAAAAGCCCUCUCCACCUGUGCAUCCCACCUGACAGCUGUCUCCUUGUUGUACGGAACAACAAUAUUCAUGUAUUUGCGCCCCAGCUCCAGUUACUCCCUCAACACGGAUAAGGUGGUCUCUGUCUUUUAUACAGUGGUGAUUCCGAUGCUGAACCCGCUCAUCUACAGCCUGAGGAACCAGGAGGUGAAGGGUGCACUGAGCAGAGUAGUAGAAAGGAUUACAGUUAGGGUCUGAGCAGAGUGGAUGACACAGGAGCUGAAGAAUACCCUGAGAACCACAAAUACUCUGAGUAUCAUAGGGCAGGUGUCAGGCCACCCAAUUACAGGGAUUCAUCUUGGGCUGUGGAGGCUCUGACCAUGGAGAUAUUCAAAAUAUGCCUGGAUGAGCCAUGAGCAACCUGGCCUGGCUGUGAUGUCAGCCCUGCCUUGAGCAGGGAUGGGAUCAUUUUGAGCAGAAAGGACUUCUUGGAGGUCUCUGGUCCUACGGGGGGCAAAUGACACAAACAUAUGUAUGCACAGAAUUACAUACAUACUACGUAUUUACCUACAGAAUAACAACAUAUUCCUUUGUGUUCACAUACACAUUUGUUAGCCUUCAUCAACCCUUAGCUCAAAUUAGCUGUAAUAUCAAGCUGUAGCCCCUGCUCAGUGAAUGAAGGAAUGUGGGACACGCUGUUGU
Messenger RNA from Phasianus colchicus (ring-necked pheasant), 2148 nucleotides. Its product is annotated as olfactory receptor 5G9-like. Gene Ontology annotation, molecular function: olfactory receptor activity; G protein-coupled receptor activity. The record is from RefSeq and is a predicted model, not a curated record. Gene Ontology annotation, cellular component: membrane. Gene Ontology annotation, biological process: G protein-coupled receptor signaling pathway. Lineage: Eukaryota; Metazoa; Chordata; Aves; Galliformes; Phasianidae.